AUGGUUCCACAGAAUUUCGUACCAUUACUAUUAUCACCUGGAUCUUCAACUGGAUUACAAAUUAGUACUGUACACGGUUCUUCGGCUAGCAACGACCCAAAAGACGCACGACGCGAAAAGUUACGACUGCGAUCUGUAAAAGCGAGACAAAAUCCGUCGGACGCAGACCGGGAAAAACAGCGACGGCAAAAGAGGGUUAUUAGGGUAAACGAAGAUGAAGCUCAACGUGCAAAUCGUCUAUUGUACAAAAGAGAACGUUCAAAAUCGUCUCGUGCCAAUGCACAAGAUGUACCAGAAAUAGUUAGAAAGCUUCCACUAUCGUUAAAUGAUUUGUGUGAUAGCAUUAAAAUAAUCUUCGUGGGCGAAAAUCCACCAGAGAAAAAGGAAUUCGCGGUGUUUAGGGUACGUAAACAGAAAGUACUCAGUGCAUUAAAAUGGCUCAAAAAAUACAAUCCAUUUUACGAAGAUGUUGAUAUUGAUAUGUAUAAUGUCGGUCAAUUACCUGAAGAUGAUGUACCUGUAUCAUUAUUACAAACAAUGCAUGUAACAACAGAUGUUCAAGCAGCAACUACAGAGCGAUCUAGUUAUGUGCCGGAUCUUCCAAGUGCCACUUCUGAUGACGAUGAGGAAGAUGAUUCAGUACCUUUAUUGGGUAGUGGAGUAGUGGAUUUUAUAGAGGAAGCAAACUCAAAUAAAGAAGAUGAAGACGAUGUUCCCCUUCGUAAAAGCUUUGCUGCUACUCUUUACGACGAUGAUGAUGACGUGGACGACUUACUCGAAUUUCUCGACACUGGUGAAUCAUCCGAGCCGUCACUAUCAGCCGACGCAACGGAGAAUUGCGUUGAAUCCGCAGCGGUGGCUAUGAUUCGGAACCGACGAUUUACACAUUUGCAUGAACAAAUAAAUCAAGGAAAAUUAGCUAUCAAUCCUGAUUUUUGUAGCCUGUUUGAUAAAGUUCAUUUUAAUUGGCAAGCUUUUCAGCCGGCCACAUCUGAAACAGUAAAACAAAACAAAAAGUGGCAAAAAACUUUACAGAUUGAAAAAGAAAAAGGAAGGAAUGCCAUUUUGAACGGUGGUGAAGAUACGCAAGGCCGCUCUCAAGCUGAUUCAGAUGUUGUCCUUGUUGUAACUGGCACUCAAAAUGAUGUGGUCACUGAUUCUCCUGCAGUUACCGUAGUACCAGUGUCUGUUCCUACAAUACAAGAAAUACAGUGCAAAGUUGGCCGAUCGAUAUGGCUCCAAAUCAUUACAUGUGUACAAUUAACUCAGCAAAUGCGAACCGAAGAUGAAAAAUUCAACGCUCUGCUCGGACGGCUACGUCGAGGUCGAGGCACAGAUGCAGAUUAUGAAUUACUACUAACUCGUGUUGUUGAUCGAGGUGAAGUUGAAUCAUUUUUAAACACGAUCGACUGGAAACGAGCACCAAUGUUAGUUUUCGGCAACGAGUUACGAACGCUGCUAAAUAACCUUGCUGUAACCUCCCGAUCAUUAGAAAUCAACGAAGCCGUAGUUAUAUGUCCUAGUAUUGAUACAAUUAAAUCCAAUUUAAUCGACAGCCCCAUCUUGCACAAAUUCGUACAAGCGUUGCCCGACAACGAAACCGGUGGUCUUCCUUGUAUUUUACCGUUAGUCAAAAGUACAAAUCUUUACUAA
This is a messenger RNA of Didymodactylos carnosus, 1653 nucleotides long. Lineage: Eukaryota; Metazoa; Rotifera; Eurotatoria; Philodinida; Philodinidae. The record is from the annotation of a GenBank genome assembly.